GCGAUCGCGUGCAAGAGCACGAUUUCCCUCUCCCCGGAUUGUCAAUUGUCAAUUGUACGGGGUUUCCGGUCUCUCAGUCUAUUGCCGGCGAAGAGCCAAUGCAUUCAAUUCGACGACGUCUAUUUCGACUCUGACAGGUCUCGAAUCUCGUAUGAACAGCAGAACUAAGCAUGCACCGCAGGGACUGGGAUGGCAGAUGCCAAGUAGCAAGAACAUCCCCGGGUCUUAUGAGUUUGCCUGGUGACUCCAGGCCUGUUCCAUUGCACUUUUGUCAGGCCCGAAGCAUCCGACCUUGGCGUGGAAGAAUGAGUAAAUGUAUUACAUAAUCAGAGUUGAGGGGCUGUGAGAUCAGCAAACACGCGUAAAGUUUGUGUUACACCGUGACAUGCGCGACCAUGGUCAGAAUUAUCAUCAAAGGAGGCGUCUGGAAGAACACUGAAGACGAGGUCCUCAAAGCUGCAAUCGCCAAGUACGGCAAAAAUCAGUGGGCUCGCAUCUCGUCCUUACUCGUUCGCAAGACUCCAAAGCAAUGCAAGGCUCGUUGGUACGAAUGGCUCGACCCCUCUAUCAAGAAAACAGAGUGGUCGAAGACUGAAGACGAAAAGCUUCUGCACUUGGCCAAGCUGAUGCCUACUCAAUGGCGCACCAUUGCUCCGAUCGUUGGACGCACAGCAGUUCAGUGUUUGGAGCGGUAUCAAAAGUUGCUCGACGAGGCUGAGGCAAAAGAGAAUGAAGAACUAGGCCUGACCGGGCCAGCAGACACCGGCCCCAGUGCAGACGAUGUUCGGCGUCUGCGUCCAGGAGAGAUUGACCCUGAUCCGGAAACGAAGCCGGCACGACCGGAUCCCAUCGACAUGGAUGAGGACGAGAAGGAGAUGUUGUCUGAAGCUCGUGCGCGCCUUGCAAAUACGCAGGGUAAGAAGGCCAAGCGCAAGGCUCGAGAACGGCAGUUGGAGGAAGCCCGCCGGUUAGCUGUAUUGCAGAAGAAGCGCGAGUUGAAGGCUGCUGGAAUCAUAAUGCGCUCCAAAACGAAACGAAAGGGCAUGGAUUACAAUGCGGAUAUUCCAUUCGAGAAGAAAGCCGCACCAGGGUUUUAUGAUACUUCUGAAGAACAGGCACGCAUCACCGCAGCUCCCGUAGGCCAGACCCUCCGCCGACUUGAGAACAAGCGAAAGCCCGCCGAGGAAGAGGAAGCGGAGCGGAGAAAGAGACAGAAGAAAAAUGAAGCAGGGAAACAGGCUGAUGGACACCAAACAAAGUUCAUUGCCGCACGAGAUGCUCAGAUACAGAAGUUGAAGGAAGCUGAGUCAAUUGGACGGAGACGGAAACUCGUUCUCCCAGGUGCUCAAGUUGGCGAAGCGGACUUGGAGGAAAUCGUCAAAAUCGGACACGCUGGAGAGAGCGCCAAGGCCCUAGUUGAUGGUGGAAGUGAUGCGAGCGGGCGACUGCUCAGCGACUAUGAGGGAUUGGAAAACGCACGGAUGGCAAGGACGCCGAGGACCGCGCCACAAGGGGAUAACAUCAUGGCUGAAGCCCGCAAUCUACGGAACAUGUCGAUGGCGCAAACCCCCUUGCUCGGCGAAGAGAAUACACCCAUUCACGAAGACGCCGGAAGCGGCACAGGCUUUGAAGGCGCCACACCCCGGCACCAAGUCGCCUUCACACCGAAUCCAUUGGCCACCCCGUUACGCGCCAAGGAGCAAGCUGAGACGACUACCUCUCGGAUCGGCGGCACACCUUUCCGAACACCAAUGCGCGAUAAUCUGGCCAUCAACGAAAUUGAAUAUGCAUCUGUUAGCUCAACACCCCGCGAACAGCGUUUGCGAGACAGCUCGGCGAGACAUGCGUUGCGGGCCGGUUUUGCGUCGAUGCCAGCGCCAGAAAACAACUUUGAGCUGCUCGUUCCGGAAGAAGAAACCGGAGGUGAUCUUGCAUCAGGGCCUGCGCUGUCAGAGGAAGAUGCUGCCGAACGGGAUGCUCGGAUGCAACGGCAACAGGAAGAAGCUCAACGCAAGGUCCUUGCCCGUCGGUCCCAGGUUGUGAAGCGAGGGCUACCGAGACCUGCCAAAGUCAACAUUGAAGAUCUACUAGGACAACUGGCCCUCGAGGACGGCGACAUGGCCCAGCGACUGAUCAAUCAGGAGUUGGUAUCUCUUCUGCAGCAUGACGCGAUUACGCAUCCCAUCCCCGGCACAACAUUGGCCGGGGGCACGAUAUCCUCCUAUCAACAGCCGGAAGAUCAGCAUCUCGACCUGGCCAGCUCCUUGAUUCACUUGGAGUUGGUGAAUGCUGUUGGCUUCACAAAUGCCAGCCCAGCCCAGCUCCAGGAAGGAUUGAUGAAGCUCGCCACUUCCGAAGCUGGGGACGAGACGGUGUCCUGGGCUCGUGUUCGGAAAGACCUCGUCCUUGACGCAACAACAAACAUGUGGACAGAGCCGGAAAAACUGUCCGGCGAACAGCGGGUUGCGGGCUACAGCGUUGUUUUGUCGCAGCGCCGCCAGCUAAUGGGCAAUGAGGCUGCUAAAGCAAACAAGGCAGAAAAGAAACUCAAUGUCACUCUUGGCGGUUAUCUCACUCGAUCAAACGCUUUGUCGCAGCGUGUCACCGCUGCGUUCGAUGAGAUGCAACAGACGAAGAUCGAAUUCGAGACCUUCUCGCACUUGAACACAAACGAGACGGCUGCUGGACCCCGGCGGCUCGAUGCGCUCAAAGAAGAGGUCGAAAAGCUCGAGCGACGGGAGCGGCAGUUGCAGGACAGAUAUGGGGAACUCGAGGGGGAACGGCGAGACGCACAGGAACGCGUCCAGUCGCUCGAGGAGAAGCUCAUGGCUGACGCCGAGGCUCUCAAUGAAGCGCAACUUGCCGCCAUGGAGGACUAACUUGAUACCUUCGGAGCACUCAUUUACUGUACGUUUGUGUAGGACUGCUUCGCGAUUUGGGCCGAUUCAAAGGGCUUUGUA
Molecule: messenger RNA, 2960 nt
Organism: Mycena citricolor
Lineage: Eukaryota; Fungi; Basidiomycota; Agaricomycetes; Agaricales; Mycenaceae
Source: the annotation of a GenBank genome assembly